Molecule: messenger RNA, 1932 nt
Organism: Pteronotus mesoamericanus
Lineage: Eukaryota; Metazoa; Chordata; Mammalia; Chiroptera; Mormoopidae
Gene: GPR160
Product: G protein-coupled receptor 160
Exons: 4
Coding region: 487-1500 (337 amino acids)
Cellular component (GO): signaling receptor complex; plasma membrane
Source: RefSeq, a predicted model, not a curated record
GGUCGUGACGGGGCGUGCGCGCUCCAAAACUCCCGGCGCCCCUGCCCGCACUUCCUGGUCGGAGGGGGCCGAGCGGCGGCAGGGGUCGCCUCGGCCCGCCUGACUCCCGCCCCUCCCUCGGCGGUCACCUGGGGCGGAGCGCUGCAGGUACCGGGGAGGCGGACUCGUCUCUUGUCUGGUCUGGCGCCUGGCGCCAGGGACGCAGAAGCCUUGGCUUAUUUAUGUGGCAUUUUUGUAUGCCAGGAACCAAAAGUAAGAUAAUUCAAGGCACUAAACUGAAGUAAAAUAGGAAGAUUAUCAGCUGAAAGACCUGCUGGAGAAAGCAGAGUAAGUAUGGCCCUGCAAUACUUCUGGACGGGUCAGAUCGCAAAGCCGGCCGCAAGAUGCCUUGAAAAGGACUUCCACAUUAACUCUGGAUGGAAAAUAAAGUGAAGCAGCGUUUUAUCGUAUAUAUUUCAGCAGGCCUUCUAAGGUUUAACUAAAAAUAUGACCGCCCUUUCUUCAGAGAACUGCUCUUCUCAGUACCAGUUACACCCAAUAAAUCAGCUCCUAGAUGGUAACUCUCUGCUAGUCUUGAUUAUACUGGGAAAAAUAUUAUUAAAUAUCCUCACACUGGGAAUGAGAAGAAAAAACACCUAUCAAAAUUUUAUGGAAUAUUUUUGCAUUUCACUAGCAUUCAUUGAUCUUUUACUUUUGGUAAACAUUUCCAUUAUAUUCUAUUUCAGGGAUUUUGUGCUUUUAGGCAUUAGGUUUACUAAGUACCACAUCUGCUUAUUUACUCAAAUUAUUUCUUUUACUUACGGCUUUUUGCAUUAUCCAGUUUUCCUCAUAGCUUGUAUAGAUUAUUAUCUCAAUUUUUCCAAAACCAACCUUCCAUUUAAGUGUCAGAAAUUAUUUUACUUCUUUACAGUAGUUUUAAUUUGGAUUUCAGCCUUUGCUUAUGUUUUGGGAGACCCAGCAAUCUACCAAAACCUGAAGGCACAAAGUGCUCAUUCUUAUCACUGUCCUUUCUACAUCAGCAUUCAAGGUUACUGGCUGUCGUUUUCCAUGGUGAUGAUUUUAUUGAUUGCUUUUAUAACCUCUUGGUCAGAAGUUAUUAUCUUGAUACAGGCUAUUAGGAUAACUUCCUACAUGAAUGAGACUGUCCUGUAUUUUCCCUUUUCAUCCCAGUCUAGUUAUACCGUGACCUCUAAAAAGACACUUUUGCCCAAGUUCAUUGUCUGUUUUCUCGGUACCUGGUUACCAUUUGUCCUACUACAAAUAAUUAUCCUUUUAUUUAAAGUAGAGAUUCCAGCAUAUAUUGAGAUGAACAUUCCGUGGCUGUACUUUGUGAAUAGUUUUCUCAUUGCUACAGUGUGCUGGUUUAAUUGUCACAAGCUUAAUUUAAGAGACAUUGCAUUACCUGUGGAUCCAUUUGUCAACUGGAAAUGCUGCUUCAUUCCACUUGCAAUUCAUAAUCUUGAGCAAAUUGAAAAGCCUAUAUCAAUAAUAAUUUGUUAACAUGUUACAACUUACAGCUACAAUAAGAAUCAUAAGUUUAUAAACAAAAAAGAAUGACGACUCAGGACACAGAGAUUGAACUGAGCCAAAACCUCCCUCAACUGUCCCUGUCCCCACCAUGUUCAUACUUUUUCCUAAUGUGUAUUUUGGGGCUAUGAUACUAUUUGUCUGUUUUUUAACAAAAUAAUUCCAAGGACAAUUUUUAUACCUAUUCAGGAAAACUGCAUGUUACAAAUAUUACUACAAAAGUGAAAUAAGUUAACAUUUGAACAUACUGAUGUUUCUGUUAUCCAAAAAACUGCUGGAUCACAAACUGUUUUGUAAAUCUGUUAUUUGCUGCCAACUUUAAUACAAACUUAAAUAAACAUUUUUAUUAAACUCAAAGGUUGUUUUCUUAAAAGGAUUUGGUAUAAAAAUUCUUUAACAUAAGGG